Molecule: messenger RNA, 1324 nt
Organism: Mangifera indica (mango)
Lineage: Eukaryota; Viridiplantae; Streptophyta; Magnoliopsida; Sapindales; Anacardiaceae
Product: zinc finger protein CONSTANS-LIKE 2-like
Exons: 2
Coding region: 282-1085 (267 amino acids)
Molecular function (GO): zinc ion binding
Source: RefSeq, a predicted model, not a curated record
AACAAUCUAAUCUUAUUUUCCAGUAUUUUGCAAAAUACUUGUUGUGCUCGUUCACACAACGGAUAAAACCCGAGAAGAUUUUAAUUCGUCCAACUUGAACGAAAUGACUGAACUACCCUUCGAAUUAACUUGAUUAAAUGCUGAAAAUCAGGGUUCUUUGGCUUCAAUAAAUCGGUUCCAAGUAUUGAGAUUCUUUUUUUUCGUCUGUGUUCUCCAUUUCAACUGCUGGAGAGAAAGAGCCAAAGCCAACCAAAGAAGAAGAAGAGAAAGAGAAAAUAAGAAUGAGAAAGUGUGAGCUGUGCGAAUGUUUACCGAGAAUGUACUGUGAAUCGGACCAAGCUUACCUGUGCUGGGAAUGCGAUGAGAAGGUUCACCGCGCGAAUUUUCUUGUGGCCAAACACUCGAGGAGUCUCUUGUGUCAUGUCUGUCAGUCUCUCACGCCGUGGAAAGCCUCCGGCCCGAAGCUGGGCCCGACGGUAUCCGUGUGCGAUGCGUGCGUCACUUCUGCUCACUGUGAAGUUCAUGAUACUGAACUUGUUAAACGUGAGAAUAAUCAAAGUGAAAGAACAAGCGGCGAUGAUGAUCUUGAUGAGGAUGAUUAUGAUGAUGAUGAGGAGGACGGCGACGAGGAGGAGGAGGAGGAAUAUGAUGAUAUCGAGGUGGAUUAUGACGAGGAGGAAGAUGAUGAAAAUCAAGUGGUUCCGUGGUCAGGCGAUUCACAGUAUCCUCCUCCUCCUCCUGUAGUGAGUUCUUCAUGUAGUAGUAGCUGUCAAGAAGAUCAGGUUUCAUUGAAACGAGGUCGCGGAUUCGGUGAAUUUUACUCUGAUGAUGAAAUCGGUUGUUCGACUUCUCAACCGUGCUCUAGAGCCGCCGCUAACGAGGAAGCAAACUAUUCUCCGAGCUCAUUUAGACCGUUGAAACAAGCAAGAAAAACAGGUGAGGAAGAUCGUGGUCAAGCAGAUUCAAGAUCAACGGCUGUUGUUAGUUCUCUCCACAGACUCCAAAAACAGAUGAUUACUAACGACCGGGACGCCUCCGCCACAAUUAUUGGGAUCCAUCAACUCAGCAGAGAUGAGAACCAAUGAUUUCUCUUCCACUAACCUUACAUUUUGAGGUAUCUUGUUCUUUAGUUAUUACUAAUCAAUGUUAAAACUCUGUACCCUUAGUUAACUCUGUGUAGAUCAAUGGGGCCUAUUUAUUGUUUAUUGUCUAUUUUUUCUUAAAAAAAAUGUUGUUAUCAUAUUGUUCCUUCAAAUGGUACAUUUGUGUACUUAUUGUGCAUGUAAUUUUUUUCUAUUGUUAAUUGGUGUCUUUAAGGAUAUAA